GGAGUCGAGUACUUGGGCGCAUGCGGUAACCGUAUCUCAGCUCUCGCGAGGUUUCGUCUUCCCGGAAGCAUUGGAGGACGUUUCCUGUUGACUGCGUCGCGAUGUGUGGAGACUGUGUGGAGAAGGAAUAUCCCAACCGGGGUAACACCUGCCUUGAGAAUGGAUCUUUCUUGCUGAACUUUACAGGCUGUGCGGUGUGCAAUAAGCGGGAUUUUAUGCUUAUCACAAACAAAUCCUUGAAAGAAGAAGAUGGAGAAGAAAUAGUUACCUAUGACCCAGAUUUGUGUAAGAAUUGUCAUCAUGUAAUAGCCAGACAUGAGUAUACAUUCAGUAUCAUGGAUGAAUUUCAGGAGUAUACCAUGCUGUGUCUGUUAUGUGGCAAAGCUGAAGAUACUAUCAGUAUUCUCCCUGAUGACCCCCGACAAAUGACUCUCUUAUUCUAAGAAUCCUUCUGCAGAUCUGUUAUAGCUAUGUUGGGUUGGUUUACAGUACAGCAAGCCUGAUGGUUUGUCCUUUUCAUUCAUACUGAAAAUUCUUUGCCUAUUUUUUUUCUGCUUAGACUUAUUUAUUCUUUGGGGAAAAAAGUAACAUAGGAGAUGAUCAUUAUUCUCUAGAGCUGAGCUCUUCUGCUAAAGUUUACAGUUCAUAUCAAUGUAGCCAGUGAAGCAUCUUUGUUAGCAGUUAUGUGGUCAGAAAACAACUAGAAUGGGAACACACCUUCCCAGAUUUUGGUUUCCAAUAAAAGGAACCAGGGCUCCUUGGAAAUUAAUUCUAGAACUCGGACAGGAAAUAUACAAGAUAAGCCUAGAGCAUCUUCUGCCACCGAAAACUGAAGUACUGAAAUUAAAAAAAAAGGUGGGGGGCGCUGGGCAUGGUGGCUCACACCUGUACUUCCAGCACUUUGGGAGGCUGAGGCAGGUGGAUCAUGAGGUCAGGAGAUCAAGACCAUCCUGUCCAACAUGGUGUAACCCCAUCUCUACUAAAAAUACAAAAAUUAGCUGGGUGUGCUGGUGCAUGCCUGUAAUCCCAGCUACUCAGGAGACUGAGGUAGGGGAAUUGCUUGAACCAGGGAGUCAGAGGUUGCGGUCAGCUGAGAUCAUGCCACUGCACCCCACUCUGGUGUCUCAAAAAAAAAAAAAAAAAAAGUUACAGUGAUUGGGAGUAUGUCAAACAGACAGAGGCUCGAACUGAAGGAUCUCUGAAUGGCCAAAGCUGGAGCAGUUUGAGUAACAAAAUAAAGUAGUAUUGGAUUAUAACCCAAACUAUAUAAUAAAUAUUUACAAGUCCAAACUAACAUAAAUGAUUGAAUGAGAACAAAUGUCUUGUGCAGAAGAAUUUCAAAUAAUUUAUGUAGAUACUUCCCACUUAGUGUGGGCUCUGCAUAGUGACUUCCUUGCAAAGAGUGUAAUAUGGAAGGGGAGGAAAAGAGUAACUUUACAGUGGAGAAAUCUGACAGACACUAGCUCAGCCAGAUGAUUGAGGUUACAUCAUCCAUGAUAAGCCCUACUGAUAGCAUGUAUCCUUGAUAGCAUCACAGCACACAGAAUGUGAUAAGAAUGGCACUUUAGCUUUGAUCUUCCUCCCAAAAACCUAGAACCCAAGUCUGAUCAGAGAAAAUCAUCACACUAAUUUCAGUUAAGUUGUAUUCUAUAAGAUACCUAACGAGUACUCCUCAAAACUAUUAAGGCCAUCAAAAACAAGGAAAAUCUGAGACAUGGUCACAGCCAAGAGAAGCCUGAGAAGAUAUGACUGCUAAAUGUAAUGUGGUAUCCUACACAGGGUUAUGUACCAGAAAAAAAAAAAAAGGUCGUUUGGUAGAAACUACGGAAAUCUGAAUACAGUGUGGACUUUAGUUAAUAGGAAUGAGAAAUGGUUUCAUUUGCUCUAAAGGGAUCUUAGAGUAUCUGCAUGGUUGCAUGAGCACUGGCUUGGAGGUUAUACACUCUGGCUUUUAAGCCUUUCUGCCAUUUACUAGCAGUAUAGUCAGUAAGCAAAGCAUUACUCUGGACUUUAUUGUCCUGUUUCUAUCAAAUUGGACUAAUAAAAAUUGAUAUUAUAUAUUCAUCACAUUGUUAGAAGAUUUAAAUGAAUUAGUGAAUGUAAAAUACUUUAGAAAACAUACAAAGUACUAGAUACAAUGAGGUGGCUUCAGUUAGUGCUUAUUCUGAGACCUAAAUUUAAAAGGUCAGCCAUUAGAAACAAAAAUGUUUCUUCUUCAUAUCUUGGAGAUCUGGAAAUUCUGAACUAAGGCUUGGCUUAUAAGAAAAAAGAAAUGAGCAAAGUAUUCAUUGUAGAUAUCAGGAAAAAGCUUUGUUGAAUAACAGUAAAAAUAAUAACUGAGGUUUAUUAAGUACUUACUGUGUGCUAAGACCUUUUUAAGCACUUACUCAUUCCUCAUUAACAACUUCAUGAGGUAGGUGCUAUUGAUAGCUUAGCCACAACCAGAUAUGGCUUGUUAUUUUUAGGUUAUCAUGAAGAGGUUUAUGUUCACUGUUCUUUAUUUCAGUGUAUCACUUAGAGCCCAAAAAUCUCAGGCACAAAGAAGUUAAAUAACUUGCUUAAGGUCACACAGCUAGUGCAGUGACCCCUUCUCGGUAAUAGUGUUUGGCAAAUAUGAAGUAUAAGGAUCUGGCAAGGUCAGGAAGAGGUUGAGAAUAUCAAUGACAGCACUCUGAGGCAUCUGGACAUGUCAGAUGAAGAUUUAUUAUUCAGAAAAGUUAAGUCAGCUGUUGUAGGGAUCAGUUGUUUUAUUCCUGGAAAAUGUUUUUCAUUUUGCUGCAAAUCUAUAUCUGACCCGCUGAGGAAAUCGUUUGGUGAAAUGAAUCCAGAAAGCAGAGAAAAUGCUUCAUUACUUUAAAUAGCAGCAUUAAGCCCAUUAUAGCCUCUAAAUUGCCUCUUCCUUGAGCUUGCUAAUGCUUCCAACUUAGUCAUUUGAAGCUCAAGAGUAUAAUUUUAUAUGACCUGCCAAUGUCCUCAUCUAUGGCAGAAUGCAUAAUUAUUUGUUUUGGACUAUAUGUUACAAAAAUUUAAAACGUUAAGAUCCUUUAUAUAUUUCAUUAUUGGUAAACCAAUGUUGUGCUGUUUUUGUGAUAUUUUAUCAUUUUCUAGGUUCUUCUGUGGAUCUAAUAGAAUAAAGACCUCUUGAACCCA
Molecule: messenger RNA, 3150 nt
Organism: Callithrix jacchus (white-tufted-ear marmoset)
Lineage: Eukaryota; Metazoa; Chordata; Mammalia; Primates; Cebidae
Gene: CHURC1
Product: churchill domain containing 1
Biological process (GO): multicellular organism development; fibroblast growth factor receptor signaling pathway; positive regulation of DNA-templated transcription
Molecular function (GO): zinc ion binding
Source: RefSeq, a predicted model, not a curated record